AUUGAAAUCUACGUGCGUCUCCAGAGGAACUCACGUGCUACUCUCUCUCUCUCUCUCCAAUAACUUUCCCGGGAAAGUGAAUCGAAAGGAAAAUCCAGAAAGAAAAGAAAAAUCAGAUUUAGGGUUUUUCCCUGUGCAGGGAGAGUAUGUCUCAGACCGGAAAAUUGAUGCCCAAUCUCGACCAGCAGAGCACCAAAAUGCUCAAUCUCACCGUGCUCCAGAGAAUGGACCCCUUCAUCGAAGAGAUUCUCAUCACCGCGGCGCACGUUACGUUCUAUGCGUUCAACAUCGAGAGCAGCCAAUGGAGUCGCAAAGACGUAGAAGGAUCUCUUUUUGUCGUUAAAAGGAAUACUCAACCUCGGUUCCAAUUCAUUGUAAUGAAUCGGCGUAACACAGAUAACCUAGUGGAGAAUCUUUUGGGAGAUUUUGAGUAUGAACUUCAAGUUCCAUAUCUGUUGUACCGGAAUGCUUCCCAAGAGGUUAAUGGUAUUUGGUUUUACAAUCCACAGGAGUGUAAGGAUGUUGGAAACCUAUUUACUAGGAUUCUUAAUGCGUAUUCAAAAGUUCCUUCAAAGUUGAAAGUAUCUUCAAGCAAAAGUGAGUUUGAGGAACUUGAAGCAGUCUCAACCAUGUCAGUGAUGGAAGGCCCUCUGGAGCCAUCAUCAUCUGCCACUGAUGCUCCUGAAGAUUCUUCCUUUCGAAAUUUUUUUGGAGCAGCUACUAGUAUUGGAAACAGUGGUUCAAAUCUAGCGAACUCAAGACAGUCAGCACAGCCCGCCCAUCCUUCUUCUGCAGCUAUCCCUUUAUCUUCUCAUUCACCCAGUGUUGUUUCCUCUCCUGCACCAACUCCACAAAUACCAUCACUCUCUCUUUUGGCUUCAUCUAAUCCAAACCCCCUCCAAGACACUCUUGAUCCAAUCAGCAGCAGCAACCGGGGCUCUAAUCUUCUGAAGCCCUCUUCAUUCUUUGCACCCCCUUCCUCGUCUGCACUGAUAAUGCCACCUAUUUCUUCAUCUGUAUCAAGUACUCCUGCUCUUCAUCCUCCCCUGAAUUUGCAACGCCCAUAUGGCACUCCAAUGCUUCAACCCUUUCCACCACCUACUCCACCACCGUCUCUUACUCCUAGUUCUGCUCCUCCGUUUGAUGGACUGCUUAUUAGCAGAGACAGAGUACGUGAUGCACUUCUGGUGCUUGUUCAGGAUGAUCAAUUUAUUGACAUGUUUUACAAAGCUUUGGUGAAGGUGCACCACCAUCCAUGAGUACCUUUAGAGAACUAGUGAGCUUUCUUUCUGAAGAUUUUCCUGAUCCAAAAGUCUCUGUAAAAUCAGUUGUGUACAUAGCUCUUUUUUCUCUGGUCCCAGAAAUAAUGGCAGCAUAAAUUUCUUUCUGGUUUAACAUCAUUUAAACCCCAGCCAGCCUUCUGGAAGCUUGUCAACUUUGAGAAGUUACUUUCUUGGAGGUUGGAAGGGUGGCGCUCUCUUGUUUGCUUCUGUUUACGUCAAAAUCUUCCUUGAAAUAGAAUGUUUGUAACAUGAAAUAGAGAUUUAUUUUCAUUUCAAAAGUUUUAUUUUUAGUAUUUUAGUUUUUUGGGCAAUUAAAGCUUUAUUUGAUUGACGCCGGUUCUUUAGAUUGUUGUGGGUUGUACUGCUGGUGUCCAAACCUCUGUUAAGAUUUUAGUGGAAGCUUAGCCAUUCUCCAAA
Messenger RNA from Alnus glutinosa, 1700 nucleotides. Its product is annotated as mRNA-decapping enzyme-like protein. The coding region runs from base 147 to 1259 and encodes 370 amino acids. The record is from RefSeq and is a predicted model, not a curated record. Gene Ontology annotation, cellular component: P-body. Lineage: Eukaryota; Viridiplantae; Streptophyta; Magnoliopsida; Fagales; Betulaceae. Gene Ontology annotation, biological process: positive regulation of catalytic activity; deadenylation-independent decapping of nuclear-transcribed mRNA; deadenylation-dependent decapping of nuclear-transcribed mRNA. Gene Ontology annotation, molecular function: mRNA binding; enzyme activator activity. The transcript has 8 exons.